Cadophora gregata is the source of this 966-nucleotide messenger RNA. RefSeq lists its product as uncharacterized. The record is from RefSeq and is a predicted model, not a curated record. Gene Ontology annotation, biological process: acyl-CoA metabolic process; fatty acid catabolic process. Lineage: Eukaryota; Fungi; Ascomycota; Leotiomycetes; Helotiales; Ploettnerulaceae. Gene Ontology annotation, cellular component: peroxisomal matrix. The coding region runs from base 1 to 966 and encodes 321 amino acids. Gene Ontology annotation, molecular function: fatty acyl-CoA hydrolase activity. The transcript is spliced from 2 exons.
AUGGCGAAUCGUCCAACCCUGGUUCCUCCACCACCUAUCAAUCCAAACAAAGCGGCCAUUGAGAAUGUGUUAGAGUUAACGGAGCUAGCAGCAAUUGCUCCAGACAUUUUCUCCAACACCAGGCCGCUCUGGCAUCCACCAGGAGCCCGAGGAAUAUACGGCGGCGCUGUUAUUGCACAAUGUCUAGCAGCAGCGCAGCGGACCGUUCCUUCGAACUUCUCGGUCCAUAGUAUGCACUGCUACUUUGUGCUCGCAGGCGACUCCGAAAUUCCAGUCAUGUAUUACGUCGAACACGUUCGGGAAGGCAAGUCGUUCGCAACUCGUACUGUGCAAGCCAGGCAACGGGGGAAGGCUAUUUUUACAACGACGCUUUCAUUUAUGCGGGAAAAUAGCGGAGGCAAGAAGCAGGUUAAGCAUGCUGUACCUCUUCCGAAAGAGGUGCAGCUGCCGGAUGAUGAUUGUCAAGAUGUAGAAGCAAUUGGGACGAGCCCCUUCAUAAGUCGCAGGAUCGAAAUAUUGAAUCGAGACAGCGAACAUCCACACGAAAAGCGGACGAGACAAUGGAUCAAGGCUAGGGGCAAGAUCAGUGAAGAAGGAGGACACCAGGCACAUCUCAGUGCGUUGGCAUAUAUGUCAGAUUCAUAUUUCAUCGGUACAGUGUCGCGGAUACAUCCUCUAUACCGACCAGGAGAUCCAUCGAACCUGAGGGACGAAGAUGGUUCUGAAGGUGUCAAGAAUCCAAAAGGGUUACCUGAGAUUGGUAUGAUGGUCAGCCUGGACCACAGCAUUUAUUUCCAUGAGCCAAAGGGCUUCAGAGCUGACGAGUGGAUGUUCACUGAAAUGGCGAGCCCUUGGUCUGGGGACGGGAGAGGGGUUGUUCAGCAGCAUAUGUUCGCUGCAGACGGGACGCUAGUCGCGACUUGCUUCCAAGAGGUGUGUACCAGUUCAGAGUUCCGAACAAAGUAA